Messenger RNA from Pecten maximus, 2655 nucleotides. RefSeq names its product clavesin-2-like. Gene Ontology annotation, molecular function: phosphatidylinositol bisphosphate binding. Lineage: Eukaryota; Metazoa; Mollusca; Bivalvia; Pectinida; Pectinidae. Bases 109 to 1095 code for a protein of 328 amino acids. Gene Ontology annotation, cellular component: membrane. The record is from RefSeq and is a predicted model, not a curated record. The transcript has 6 exons.
CUUGGAUGAAGCAAAGAUGAUGAAGGGUAGCGAUCGAAUCGAUGCAGUUUUUGUUCAGAUUCUGAAGGUCAAGACGAUGAAAAUGUGACAGGUUUAAAUGACGUUCUCAUGACCACACAUAUGGCGGAGUACGGGUGGGGACUCUCCGAGGAGCUCGUGAGAAAGGCCCGCACUGAGCUUAACGAGGAACCAGAGAAGUUUGCUGAGUUCAUCACAGCAGUAACUGAUCAAAUGGUCACAAGGCCAGAUAUUACUUUCCUGAGAACAGAUGAAUCAUUUGUCACUAGAUUCCUUCGAGCUCGAAAAUACGACACAUUUGAGGCAUUCAAACUGUUCGCCCGUUACUUUGAAUUUCGCCAAGACAACACAAAUCUUUUUAAGAAGUUUCAAGCUUCAGAACCGGGAAUUAAGGAUGCCUUGUAUGAUGGGCUCCCAGGAGUCUUACCAAACCUUGACCACUUUGGACGUAAAAUUAUCGUUCUGUACUCGGCAAAUUGGGACAAUAAUAGAUAUGGUCUUGCAUCAAUAUAUCGGGCAAUAUUACUGACACUGGAAAAGUUGAUUGAUGAUGAUGAGGCACAGAUUAAUGGAUUUGUUGUCAUUGUCGACUGGAGUCAGUUCACAUUCAAACAGUCAACGUGGCUCAGUCCAAAAGUUCUCAAGUUGAUGAUUGAAGGGCUACAGGACUGUUUUCCGGCACGGUUUGGAGCCAUUCACUUUGUUAAUCAGCCUUGGUACAUUGAAGCUGUCUUCAAGAUGCUGAAACCUUUCCUCAAGGAGAAAAGCAAAGACAAGAUUCAUAUGCAUGGCAUAAACUUGGGCACACUACACGUUCAUAUCCACAAAGAGGUCCUGCCUGCAGAACUUGGCGGCACACUACCCCCCUACAACAAUCUUCUCUGGGCCAAAGAGUUGAUCGGAGAUGAAAGUUUUAGCUUUGGUGAUAAACAGAUCUACUGGCCAGGCCAUUGUUCAAAAUCUCGAGCUGUAAGAUCAGAAUCGUUUCCAAUUGACCACUUCUCUAGCCAUGCUGACCAUGGGUCAGGGGAUGAUACCGGCACACACUUGGACGAAGAGUUCUUCCUUAUAGAAUGACCAACAACUUGUAAGGCCAAAUCAUUUAUAUAUUAAGUGUUUUCCUGCAAUCUCCACCCCCCAUCUGAUAUAUUCAAACAAAUAGCCAUUUGAUAUUCAAAAUACUGCAGAGUAGCUAAUUUUUUGCAUAUAUACUUGAAGAUUGAUGGAAUCACAUAAAAAGAUCGCAAAAUAUAAAAAAGAAAAACACCUGGAGCUACCACGAUUCAAAUGCAGACUACGUGUGAUUUUGUAUAUCUGUAUCAAAAAGUAAAUAUAUAUUGAUGAAACGCUCAUUUAAGCAGCUAUUUGAAAGAUUAUAUGAUUCUUUUCAGAAUUUUUAGUCAAAUUAUGAAGUAAAAGGCAUGAUUUUUAAUUUUGAAACAAUUAAUGAUUGAAUAUUAUAUAAAAGAGAUAUAAUUAAAAAUACAUGUUUGCUAAUUGAUUGGGUACAUUGAGAUGAGAUUAACAAAAAAUGAAAAUUAGAACAAGAAAAUUUGAUUGAAAAUAUGAAUUAGAACCAGGUUUUUAAGUUAAAAAAUGCAUAAAAAUGCACCCUCAAAUAAUUACUACGUAUUUGCUAGGUGAAGACUUAAUUUUCUGGACUAUUUUCUCCUUAAUAAUGCAUUGUUCUUGCCAGUUGAAGGACUGUUUUGGUCAAAAGUUGAAAGUUAUUAGGAAAAAGAAGUACCUUGAUGGAAGUAGCAAGUUAUAUAAUAUUUGAUGUCAAAGGUUAAAAUAAAAAUUUUGACAAUUGCUGAGAAAUUCCCGAUAAAUUCUGAACAGUCUAAUUAGUAAAAACAGAUCUUAAAUAACAUUUCAAAUCACUGCUACCAUUUUACAAUUUUCUUUUCUGCUAAAGUCUUCAUAUAUUUUGUUGUAGAGUAAGGUGCUAAAGUAAGUUUAUUUGGAAAGUUAGCAUAACUUGUGAUUUUGUCAUAGUAAUACCGGUAAUUAUAAAAUUAAUAAAACAUACAAUGUCAAUGUAUAUACUGUAAACUUACAUAUUUUAGUGGUAAUAUUAUUUUAGAGCUUUUCACGCAGAGGGAAUUGAUGAUUGCACUAAUUAUACCUUCUUUACAUUGUUUUCUAUGGCAAGCAUUUUUGCUUGUGCUAAUUCAUCAUUGUGCUUAUCUGUUUAAAUUCGGUGAUGCACUAUAAUUUGAGUACGCUAAAAUAGAUACGUUUAUAGAACUUGCCUUAAUUUAACUUAAUCUUAAGCCAUGGACUUUAUUGAAAUGUUCCCAUAUCAAAGUGCUUCCCUGGGAAAUGAUAAUGAUGAUUCCCUUUCUUCAAAAGAAAGAGACAUGUCUCGCUUAUUUAUAUUACUUUUUUUCUGCUGACCCACAUUAAAAGGACAUCAAAAUGUUUGUAAACAAUGUGAUUGUGUGUUGUUUAGGAUGUUUAACUGAUAAUGAAAUAAGAACUAACAGUUCCACUGCAGACAAGGUUGAUUGUUAUAAAUGGACACAGAGAAACAGCUGUCUGGUGAUUACCUCCAUCUCAAACUGUAGUGCAUAGGUCUGAAAUGCAAUAUACCCAGGGUACACUGUAGUAUUUAUUUAUUUGUUUGUAAGUACA